Molecule: messenger RNA, 3208 nt
Organism: Manis javanica (Malayan pangolin)
Lineage: Eukaryota; Metazoa; Chordata; Mammalia; Pholidota; Manidae
Gene: RNF222
Product: ring finger protein 222
Source: RefSeq, a predicted model, not a curated record
UGGCCUCAAACGGGUUGGGCGACAUUCACUUCCCGGCACAGUCCUCACCACCUGCUCGGUCAUUAGGAAAUGCCUCAGCGGCGGCUGUCACUGUGACAGCAGCGAGAGGACAUGCUGUCUCACCAGCACCUCUGGGUGGCUCAGAACUGCUCCGAGGAGGCCCUGGCUGGAGAGGUGGACGCUGCUCUCCCUGGUCCCAGCCAAAAGGAAUGGUUGACACACGAAAAGCUGUACAUAUUUAAUGUAUACCACUGGAUUCCGGAGCUCUCGGGUGGUAUUUUCACCCAGAUACAGAAAUGGUGUUUCUGUAGAGGUAGAAGGGCUGGGACCACCCACUCGACCACCUUGCUCUCAAUUCUUCAUCUACUUCUUUGAUCGAGGUCUGGAUUGCCCUCCACGGAGGCUUGGCUCCCAGUGGCUUUUGGACAUUUCCAAAAUAUCAGAUAUAUCCUGGGAGGACGAAAAUCUGCCUUCACUGAGGUUAAUCAGAAGGUUUUUUGCUGGCUUAGGCAACCCUGUAAGAAGAAUUUGAAGAAUGGCUGAGCUGUGAAAGGUGGAGGAAUGAACCCACAGCUCCCUGCCCUGACUACACAGAGGGCCAGCAGGCAUUUGGAUGUCUAAGGCCCUGCCUUCCCAGAGUGGCCAUGUCAGAAGGCGAGAGCAAGGACAGCUCAGGCAGCGAGUGCCCCGUGUGCUACGAGAAGUUCCGGGACCUGGAGGGCGCCAGCCGGACGCUGAGCUGUGGCCACGCGUUCUGCCAUGACUGCCUGGUCAAGUACCUGCUCUCCACCCGCGUGGACGGGCAGGUCCAGAGGACCAUUGUCUGCCCCGUCUGCCGCUACGUCACCUUCCUUAGCAAGAAAAGCACCCGCUGGCCCUCCAUGCUGGACAGGAGCUCCCAGACCCUGACCGUGCCUGCGGGCCUGCCCUCUGUGCCACCACCAGACAUCCUGGGCCACACAAACCCCCUCGCCAUCUCCCAGCCCGUCUGGAGAUCAUCCCCGAGUCAGAGUGCCCAGUUGCCCUUGGAUCCGCUGCCCAGCCUGCCCCGGGAGCCGCAGAUCUUCGUCAUCAGCCGCCACGGGAUGCCCCUGGGGGAGCAGGACAGCGUCCUGCCACAGCGCAGCCUGGUGGAGCUCUCCGAGGCUUCCCCGGCGCCCAGCUCCACCCUGUCAUUCUGUUGCCGCUCACGGGGACUGCUGCUCAUCACCCUCAUCGCUGUGGUGGCCGUGGUAGCCGCUGUCCUGCCCUGGGUGCUGCUGGUGAGGAAGCAGGCAUGAUGGUGGCACCUGGAGGGGCUGCUGAGCAAGGCCCGGCCUGAGAGCAGCUCUGAGAGCUGCCCUGCUCCACACCACAGGGCUGGCUAUGGCCUGGGAGGGGCGGGGCCCUGGUACAGACCCAGGCCUACCAAGCCCUGAGCAGCCAGUGGGCCUGGGGGAGGCCUGGAGCAGAGAGGACAUGAGGAUGGCGCUGCCUGGAAGUAUGGUGGUGUCUCUACAUCUCUGGCUCCUCACUCCCAGCAGGUGCUCGGGCACGAUAGGGAGGCCGGGGGGCUGUGAUCACUGAGGCUAGAGCUGAGCUGAGCUGCUGAGGUCUGCGCUGAAAGGGAAACUCUGGGUUCCAGGCCAGGGUGGAAAAUGGGAUGAAGGCCCCUCCUCGGACACGAUAGUUGUGGCCCUCAGGUAUCUUCAGCACUUGCUUUCCCCUCCUCUAGGCUAGAACUGAGCAAGGUGAGAAGAUGGGGGGUCACUCCUGCCUGACAUGUAGUCCUUACGUGCAGGUGCUCUACCUGAGGCCAGGUGGGGGACAUUCUGCCGGAAGUGCUGCUGCAUGGGGGCUCAAUGGCAGCGCUCCUCAGGGUCAGAAUUCCCACCCAGGAUUCUCUAGCUUGCUCUAAGGAAAACAAGAGGGGGGUGGUACAGCGGCCAAGAGCACCUGUUUCCCAGCGAGUGUGUGCCUUCCACGCCCAAAUCACCAGCCUGGAAGGUUUUCCCUGAGGGAGAACCUGAUCUCAGAGGCUGUGGCCCAGGAUUUCAGGGGGAAGUAACAGAAAAGGGUCUUCCUGAGAAGCUGAGGCCAUGCCGGGAAACGGGUUACUGAUAGAGGCCAAGGCCAGGACAACGGCUCACAGAGCCAGGCUCCACAAGCCUCCCAAGCUCAAGUCCAAAUUUUGAGUCCCAGGGUUCUCAAGGAUGGACCGGAAAGCAGGGAGUGCAGAAGUCUGAUGGCUGAGACUUGAGUCAGCUGAGAACUAUGUGGGCAAAUUAACCCCUGGGGGCUCCUGCCUCCCUCCCAGCCCAAGUCCUCCUCCUCAUGUUCCAACCACUUAUUAGAGGCCACACUAGCUGGGCCAGUUCCUGAGGUGAAUUCCCAGGCUGGGCUGGGUGAGGAAGGGUGGGGAAGAAAACAGCUGUGCCUGUCAGGGACACUACUGUCUCAACAAAUGCUGAAACCCAGGUGCUGUCGGCUGCCGGCCAAGGCCUCUUUACCCAGGACUCCACCCUGGACUGGGCUGGGGGUCCUUGAUGAGAACCACUAGAAACACCCCAAACUGGGUCUUGCCUGAGGUGCAAGUCAUUCAGGAGCAAUUAUUUUCUGUUUAUUAAGGCCCUACGUCAGCGGGCCAUAAUCUUAAAUUAAGAAUAAAAACAAAAACCUCUAGAUAUUCCCUCCAAGAGGUAGUUCUUCCCAUCCCAGGUGUGCCAACAGCUGAGCCAUCCACAGCCUACAUCUCUCACGACAAAAUUUAUUAGCUGUGGGGAAAGAAAUAGCGCUCUGCCUCUUACCUGGUUCUCAAAUGCCUGGGAAAGGGACCCACACUACAAGGGAUAUUUGGGACACAGGGAGGGCUGGUUUAAGGCACUUACGGGCUUCUUCAUACUCUUUGAAAGACCAGAGAAGCAUAGGUGCUACUUGGGGGGGAUACAGAUGGAUUGAUUGGUGGGAAAAUAUUUUUUAUAGGAAUACAAGAUCAAGUUUACAGACUAAUGAGUCUGUUUUAACCUCAGCCAGGCUGCUUUAAACAGUGUCAUGAAUCUCUGGGGACCUGACUUUAGUCUUUUCAGAUUCUUUUGUGUCUGGCAAAAGUUAAUUUCACAACACCUGAAGUGUUUUCAUAUUGUUUGGCAGAGACUUGUAGAUGGCACUUCUUUUAUUUUCAGAGAAUGUCAAAAGCUAUUUUUUAAAUAAAGGUAUAUAUUUUCUCAAA